UGUUGGGAUCGGAGUUGUUGCCAAUGUUUCGUUGUUGUUUUUCUAUAUUUUAUUCACAAAGUCGAAAGGAAAAUAUUAUACUCGAUCAAAGAGGACAGUUGAAUAGUAACUCGGAUACAUUCAACCAGAGCUCCAGUCAUGAUAGAACUCGCUUCCAAACGACAGCACCAUACUUUCCAGACACUUUAGAAGAAAGAAAACUUGGCAACGUUCAUACAAGUGAUUCGGAUGAAAGCGUUCAUAUUGUACAAAGUUACAUUUCCAAGGAUGGUUCUCUUACAGCUACUGUGAAACCUUAUAAAUUAUCUAGUCAAGACCUUGAACUAUGUGCAAGCUAUUUAUCUCAUCUGAAUGCAACGCCCAAAAGUUUCCAAGACGACAAGAGUGAAGAAGAAAGCUGUGAAGAAUAUGGUCCAGGUCUAGAUGCAUUGCGAAGAAUUUGUUCGGAACCAACGGGAAAAGGUACCACGGAUGAUUCAUUUCUAAUUAGAUAUCGCAAAUGGAGCGAAAGACGCUCACUAAGGUUGGUGAAUCAUCAAGAAAAUGAACACAAUGAAGAAGAAGAAGAAGCAGCAUUACGAAGAAUGAAGGGAAGUGUACUUCGAGCACAUUCUUCCAUGACUUUUCAUUUUUGAAUUUUUUUCUCAUUCUAUGUGCAUUUCCAAUAUAUUUUGACAUGAUAGG
Galdieria sulphuraria is the source of this 684-nucleotide messenger RNA. RefSeq lists its product as uncharacterized. The coding region runs from base 24 to 635 and encodes 203 amino acids. The record is from RefSeq and is a predicted model, not a curated record. Lineage: Eukaryota; Rhodophyta; Bangiophyceae; Galdieriales; Galdieriaceae. The transcript is spliced from 3 exons.